CCAUCAAUGAAAUAUGAGUCACUUGCGGUUGCUUGCUGAUACUCUGAAAUGUUGUGGCAUUUCUUCCUUUGUGAAGAAGAAUGUAAACAAGACAGUAUUUUGGCCAAGUCGGCCUUAUGUUACCCCUGGAGUCAAAGAACCAUUUUUGAGUGGGAGCAAUUCAACCUAUGUUGAAGAAAUGUAUUAUGCAUGGCUUGAAGAACCAAAUAGCGUGCAUAAGUCUUGGGAUUUAUUUUUCCGUAAUGCUACUGCUAAAGCUCUUCCUGGACAGCCCCUCCCUUCAUCUUUGCCAGACCUUUCUGAAGCGAAAACGUCCCUCGUCCAAAGCCAUAGGCUGACUAAAGCACCUGGUAAGGCUGAGAAGCUGGUUGAAGACCAUCUGGCAGUCCAAUCCUUGAUUAGAGCCUACCAGAUCCGGGGACACCACGUGGCUCAGUUGGAUCCCUUAGGAAUCCUGGAUGCUGAUUUGGAUUCAUUCGUUCCAUCGGAUUUAAUCACUACUAUAGAUAAACUGGAGUUUUAUGGCUUGUACGAAUCCGACUUGGACAAAGUCUUCCGAUUGCCCACAACUACCUUCAUAGGAGGAAAUGAGACGAUGCUUUCUCUACGGGAGAUUAUCAAGCGACUGGAGAAUACCUAUUGUCAACACAUAGGGCUGGAAUUUAUGUUUAUUAAUGAUGUGGAACAGUGUGAUUGGAUCCGGCAGAAGUUUGAGAUGCCCGGUGUCAUGAAAUUUAACAACGAAGAAAAACGGACAUUGUUGGCCAGAUUGGUACGAUCCACAAGGUUUGAGGAUUUCCUGGCUAGGAAAUGGUCAUCAGAAAAGCGCUUUGGCUUGGAAGGAUGCGAAGUCAUGAUUCCUGCUCUUAAAACGAUCAUUGAUAAAUCAAGUGAAAUGGGAAUUGAAUAUGUUAUAAUGGGCAUGCCCCACAGAGGAAGACUGAAUGUGUUGGCAAAUGUUAUUCGAAAAGAACUUGAACAAAUAUUUUGUCAAUUUGAUCCAAAGCUUGAAGCAGCAGAUGAGGGAUCUGGAGAUGUAAAAUAUCAUUUGGGAAUGUAUCACGAGCGAAUCAAUCGAGUAACGAACAAAAAGAUAACCCUGUCCCUUGUGGCCAACCCAUCUCAUUUGGAAGCGGUAGAUCCUGUUGUCCAAGGCAAAACCAAAGCUGAACAGUUUUACCGAGGGGAUACCGAAGGAAGAAAGGUUAUGUCUAUACUUCUACAUGGAGAUGCAGCCUUUGCUGGUCAAGGAGUGGUUUAUGAAACAUUCCAUCUGAGUGAUCUUCCACCAUAUACCACAAAUGGCACUAUUCAUGUUGUGGUCAACAAUCAGAUUGGUUUUACUACAGACCCACGAAUGGCUCGGUCCUCUCCCUAUCCAACAGAUGUGGCCCGGGUAGUCAAUGCACCCAUAUUCCAUGUGAACGCUGAUGAUCCAGAAGCAGUGAUGUAUGUCUGCAGUGUUGCUGCCGAGUGGAGAAACACUUUUAACAAAGAUGUGGUUAUAGAUCUGGUUUGUUAUCGAAGACGAGGCCAUAACGAAAUGGAUGAGCCCAUGUUCACUCAACCACUGAUGUACAAGCAGAUUUCAAAGCAGGUGCCAGUGUUGAAAAAGUAUGCUGACCAGCUGAUUGCCGAUGGGGUGGUCACGCUGCAAGAGUUUGAGGAAGAAAUUGCAAAGUAUGAUAAGAUUUGUGAAGAAGCUUACACCAGGUCCAAAGAUAAUAAAAUUCUCCGAAUUAAACACUGGCUGGAUUCUCCAUGGCCAGGGUUUUUUAACUUGGAUGGAGAACCGAAGAGUAUGACCUGUCCUCCCACAGGCAUCCCUGAGGAGCUACUGACUCAUAUUGGCCAAGUUGCCAGCUCUGUGCCCCUUGAAGGCUUCAAAAUACAUGGAGGACUUUCUCGGAUUUUGAAAAGUCGACUAGAAAUGACCACAAACCGGCUUGUUGACUGGGCCCUGGGAGAAUACAUGGCCUUUGGGUCCUUAUUGAAAGAGGGCAUUCAUGUCCGGUUAAGUGGUCAGGAUGUAGAACGGGGGACUUUCAGCCAUCGCCACCAUGUGCUGCAUGAUCAAAAUGUCGACAAAAGGACUUGUGUUCCUAUGAAUCACCUGUGGGAGCAACAGGCUCCUUAUACCGUGUGCAAUAGCUCUCUUUCAGAAUACGGAGUCUUGGGUUUUGAACUUGGUUUUGCAAUGUCGAGUCCCAAUGCGCUUGUAUGCUGGGAAGCUCAGUUUGGUGAUUUUCACAACACCGCCCAGUGCAUCAUUGACCAGUUCAUCAGUUCUGGCCAAGCCAAGUGGGUCCGUCACAAUGGAAUCGUCCUUCUUUUGCCCCACGGAAUGGAAGGAAUGGGUCCGGAGCAUUCAUCAGCCAGGCCGGAGAGGUUCCUUCAGAUGAGUAACGAUGAUCCCGAUGCAUUCCCUCAAUUCAAAGAUGACUUUGAGGUUUCUCAGCUCUAUGACUGCAAUUGGAUCGUGGUGAACUGCUCAACACCAGCCAGCUAUUUCCACGUCCUCCGAAGGCAGAUACUGUUGCCCUUCAGGAAACCG
This is a messenger RNA of Thamnophis sirtalis, 2554 nucleotides long. Lineage: Eukaryota; Metazoa; Chordata; Lepidosauria; Squamata; Natricidae. The record is from RefSeq and is a predicted model, not a curated record.